UGCAUGCCCUGCGGCCCCGGCAACAGAGGCAACUGCUUCGGCCCCGGCAUCUGCUGCGGCACCGAGCUGGGCUGUUACCUGGAAACCUGCGCGAUGGACGCCGGCUGCUUGGACGAGGGCAGCGACGGGGCUCAGGAGGUGGCGGAGAAGAACCUCACAGUGCUGGAUGGCUCGGCCGGAGAUCUGCUCCUCAAGCUCAUGCACUUGGGACCAGGACUCAGCGGCUGCUCGACCCCGGGCGGGUGA
Molecule: messenger RNA, 246 nt
Organism: Tauraco erythrolophus (red-crested turaco)
Lineage: Eukaryota; Metazoa; Chordata; Aves; Musophagiformes; Musophagidae
Source: RefSeq, a predicted model, not a curated record